This is a messenger RNA of Trichoderma atroviride IMI 206040, 984 nucleotides long. RefSeq lists its product as uncharacterized. The record is from RefSeq and is a predicted model, not a curated record. Gene Ontology annotation, molecular function: oxidoreductase activity. NCBI's taxonomy places the organism in Eukaryota, Fungi, Ascomycota, Sordariomycetes, Hypocreales, Hypocreaceae.
AUGGCUCCUCCUGCAAACGGCGACUCCAUCUCCGGGCACGACUUGGCCGCUACAUACGCAGAUAACAUUAAAGGCAAAAUUAUCCUAGUGACUGGUACAUCUCAAGGCAGUCUCGGAGAGGAAUACUGUCUCGCAAUUGCCAAAUCUGAGCCCAAGCUUCUGAUUCUCGCAGGCCGCAAUGCUGAAAAGCUGCAGUUCAUCAUCAGCGCCAUUGCAAAGGCCAACCCCAAGGUUGCCACCAAAUCUCUCAAUCUCGAUCUUGAAUCUGUUGCAGAAGUGAAAAAAGCGGCCGCUAUUGUCAACUCUUGGGAUGAUGUGCCACACAUUGAUGUCUUCUGCCACCACGCAGCCAUCAUGGGUACUCCAUAUGGAACCACAGUUGACGGAUUCGAGAAGCAGCUGGGCGUCAACUAUAUCGCUCCUUGGGUGUUCACCAACAGCAUCUUGCCCAAGAUUCUCAAGUCGGAGAGCCCACGAAUUGUACUUCUUAGCAGUGAUGGUCACCGCUGGGGCCCCAUUCGUUGGCAUGACCCCAACUUCAAGGGUGGCGAGAACUACAACAGGUGGCACGCUUAUGGCCAGUCAAAGACGGCGGUUCAGCUUUACGCUCUCCAUCUAGGAAAAGUGCUGGGAAAGAGGGCGCAAGUAUUUAGCGUCAACCCCGGUGUAAUCAUGACUCCAUUGGGAGCAAACAUUGACUGGGCCGGCGAGUUUGGAGACAUCAUUCGAAUCGAUUUGGAGCUCGGUAACGACGAAGCCGUCAAUGGCUGGCCAAAGUAUAAGAGCAAAGAGGCCGGUAUUGCAACAGCUGUGUAUGCCUCGUUUGAUCAGGAUCUUGCAGACCAUACCGGAGCGUAUCUCUUGGAUUGCCAGGUUUCUAACCCUUACUUGCAUACCGUUAGACCCUGGGCAUUCAGCGAAGUCGAAGCUACGCGGCUCUGGAAGUGGACGGAGGAGCUUACAAAUGAGAAGUUCUCAUUCUAG